Molecule: messenger RNA, 1008 nt
Organism: Candida dubliniensis CD36
Lineage: Eukaryota; Fungi; Ascomycota; Pichiomycetes; Serinales; Debaryomycetaceae
Product: ubiquitin-specific protease
Exons: 1
Coding region: 1-1008 (335 amino acids)
Biological process (GO): endoplasmic reticulum unfolded protein response; protein deubiquitination
Cellular component (GO): nucleus; cytosol
Molecular function (GO): cysteine-type deubiquitinase activity
Source: RefSeq, a predicted model, not a curated record
AUGAGAUUAAAACUAAAGUCAACUAAUGGAGUAUCAACCAUAACUUUGGAUGAUCCCAAAAAAUUGUUCAAAGAUUUCCUUAUAGAUAUCCAACAAGAUACAAAACUACAUCAAGAUAUUUCUGAAAAUGUAUCAACAAUUAAAUUAGGAUUCCCACCCAAACCAAUUGAUUUGUCCUAUGGAUUAGAUACAACUUUGAAAGAUAAAGAUAUUAAAGAUGGUGAUCAAUUGUUAAUUGAAUUCACUUCAUUCAAAAGAAAAACCGAUUCCGAUCCACCAUUAUCUCCACAACCAUCAGAAAAGAAACCUAAUCUACGAGAUGAUAUUCCUUCAACAUUUAUUGAAUCACUUAAUAAAUAUUUAAUUCUUCGAAAUAUUCCUGAUGAUAAUUCUUGUUUAUUUAAUUCCAUUUCUUAUGCUAUUUCCGGGUAUGAUUCAUAUAAUAAUAUUUCCCCACCGGAAGAAUUAAGGAAAGUAGUAGUUAAUUAUAUUGAAAAGGAUCCCGAAUUAUAUUCGGAAUUGAUUUUAGGGAGACCUAGAGAAGAAUAUUGUCAAUGGAUUCAAAAGAAAGAUAGUUGGGGUGGUGCUAUAGAAUUGGGGAUAUUGGCUGAUUGGUUUAAUGUUAGAAUUGUAUGUAUAGAUAUUGAACUGGGGAAUUUCAUUCGAUUUGAAAAUGAAAAAGAUCAUCCCAAUAAAUUUAUUAUUUUGAUUUAUAGUGGGAUUCAUUAUGAUGUAUUGGCUAUUAAUGAUGAAUUGAGUAUGGAUAAUAAAGAUACCGAUAUUGCUCAAUGGUCAACUGAAGAUAUUCAUGAAGAAGAAGAUAUUUUAGCUGCUAGUCAAAAACUAUGUAAAUUGUUGCAAAGUAAAGAUUAUGCAACAAAUACAACUACAUUUAGAGUUAGAUGUCUAGAUUGUUAUCUGGUGUUGGUUGGAGAAAUGGGAGCUUCUAAACAUGCAGAAGAAACCGGACAUCUAAAUUUUGGUGAGGUUAAAGUUAAGAAAAGCUAG